Messenger RNA from Cajanus cajan (pigeon pea), 1263 nucleotides. RefSeq lists its product as uncharacterized. Lineage: Eukaryota; Viridiplantae; Streptophyta; Magnoliopsida; Fabales; Fabaceae. The record is from RefSeq and is a predicted model, not a curated record.
AUGGAAAAAUCUGACAACCCUUCUGAUCACCUCGUAAAUCCAGCAAAUCCCCUUUUUCUACAUCCAGGAGAAAACCCUGCACUCGUUCUCGUCACUCCUUUGCUCGCUGAUAACAACUAUCAACAAUGGAAACAUGACAUGAUUGUGGCUCUCGAGACAAAGAACAAAGAGAAAUUCGUUCUUGGCACUCUUGCUUAUCCUCCUUCCACCGAUCCUCUACAUGACGCUUGGAAACGAUGCAACAAGAUGGUGAUGUCGUGGCUCACACGAUCCAUGACACCUUCCAUCAAACAAUCGGUUAUGUGGAUGGACACGGCUGCUGACAUUUGGUGCGAUCUUCUUGAGUGUUUCUCUCAUGGUGACAAAUUCCGCAUUGUUGAUCUACAAGAGGAGCUUCAAAUCUGCAAGCAAGGUGAUUCCACUGUAUCACAGUAUUAUACUCAUCUGAAAAUUCUUUGGAAAGAGCUUACGAUGUAUCGUACGCUUCUUGUUUGUACCUGUUCCUCUCCAUGUAAUUGUGGUUUAAUUCUCAAAAUCAAAAAAGAACGAGAUGAUGAUUGUGUUAUCAAGUUUCUUCGUGGCCUUAAUGAUGAAUUCUCUCAAGUCCGUUCUCAAAUCAUGCUCAUGGAACCUAUGCCGAAUCUUGUGAAAUCUUUCUCCCUAGUUCUUCAACAAGAACGUGAGUUAAAUGGUUCUUUCUCUCAUAAUUCACAAGAGUCAGUUGCUAACAUCAAUUUUCAAGAUAAUUCCAACAAAAACUCUUUCACAAACCGUGGAGGUUUCUCAAAUUCUCGAGGCAGAGGUCGUUCAAAUAGAUCCGCUGGACGCAACAAUAAGUAUUGUGAUCAUUGCCAACGAACAAAUCACACUUCUGAAACUUGUUGGAUCAAACAUGGACUUCCAGUAGGUUACAAGAACAGUUUCAAGAAUAAUUCGAGUUCUUCUAAGCCUUCUGCUAGUAUUGCUGAAAGUGAAUCUUCUAUUGUCACUGAACCUUCUGUUGUGGAAUCUGACAAGCCAAGUGCUCAAUUUGGUUUCUCUAAGGAUCAAUAUCAAACCAUACUUGCCUUGUUAUCACAAUCACAAAAAGCCUCUCCUCCAGUAACAAGUGUCCAUCAAUGCACUGUUAAUUCCUCAGGUUCUGUACCUUCCUCUUUCUCUUGGAUACUGGAUAGUGGUGCUACUGACCACAUUUGCCCUUUCAAAUCUGCUUUUAAAACUCUUAAACCAAUUUCUCCUAUUUCCAUUCGGCUACCUAAUUAA